This is a messenger RNA of Acanthochromis polyacanthus (spiny chromis), 1910 nucleotides long. Its product is annotated as acidic leucine-rich nuclear phosphoprotein 32 family member B-like. Lineage: Eukaryota; Metazoa; Chordata; Actinopteri; Pomacentridae. The transcript has 5 exons. Bases 1011 to 1625 code for a protein of 204 amino acids. The record is from RefSeq and is a predicted model, not a curated record.
GAGAAGAGCAAUUAAAAAGAAGGAAAGCUAAAGAGAAAAGAGGGGAGAAGCCAGCGAGGCUUUCAGACGGAGUGAUAUACGAGAGUGAAAAAGAGGAAGAAGGACUAACGGACGACAGGAGCCCCUUUAAGUGUCAACGGGUGCAUGUGUGUGUGUGCGAGAAUUGGAAAAUAAUAUUGAUGGAUGCUCAAUGAACAGAAGCUCUGCUGUUUCUUUUUACAUCCUCUGGUGAGAUCCAUCACCCAACAUCCACCCAGGAAGCGUCUGAGAGUCCAGCUGAGGAAUGUUGGAUCAGCACCAGAACCCGACACAAACCACAGAGCGACUCGUUUGAAAUCCUGUCAAACUCCACCACAAAGUCACAAAUCUGGUCCCAAACGGCUCGACAGUGAACGAAUCCUUUCAUUAUCGAAGAACGUUUCAACCCAGGAAAGACUUAAAAUGACACCAUCCUGUGUCCACGGAACGUCUUCCUGUUUGAUAUUUAUUCAAAAACACACCGUGAACCCUGAAAACACACAGUUUCCUCUACAUUCAUCAUUCUGGACAUCGUUUGACUCAUUUUAGACCCUUUUUUGAGACAUUUUGGUCAAAUAUUUUUGUCAUUUUAGACACAAUUUGAGUAAUUUUGGAAAUACCUAAAGUCACUUUGGACAAACUGAGUCAUUCUGGACCAUUUUUAAGUCAUCUUGGCUAAAUAUUGCAUCAUUUUGGUCAAUUUUUGAGACUUUCUGUACCUUUUUGAGGUAUUCUGGAUAAACUGUAAACCACUCUGAGCACUUUUCAACACUUUUUCCCCUUUGGAAAGCUUUCGAGUCACUUUGGAUGAGUUUGAGCGCGCAUUGGCCGCUCCAGGUGAGGAAGGCCCCGCCCCUUUUCUGUCCCCCUCAGGUGGAACAUGUCGACAGGAAACAUUUUAUUAACCCUGUGGGGCUCAAAUCUCUGUUUACCACAGACCACAGAAAACUUUCAGCACCACUGUCACACAUCAUUCAGCUGCUUUUCUAAAGAUGGACGUCGGGGACUCUCUGAAUCAGCCUCCAAAUGGACUGACAUUUCAUCUAGCCACACUUGAACGAAUGUUGGAGGCUGACUUUGCAGAGUAUGCACGUACGCUGCUGGAACUGCUCCGUACAGUCACCUAUCACGGAGUGGACGAUCCUCUGUUCUGCGAUCUGAGGCACAUUUUUGACCGCUACUUCACUGAGAACAUGAACAACAUUAUCAUGGACAAUGUGGAACACGACAUAAUCAGACCAGAGGUGGAGGUUAUCCAAGAAGCAGAAGCAUCUGAUGAUCCUCAGCCUGAAGCAUCGAGGCGACGGCAGCGUGAGGAGGAGGAGGAUGAAGGUGAAGACGCCCCCAGCAGAAGAUUCCUCUGGUGGGAUGAGUUUGAUGACACUGACAGUGAUGACAGUGAUGAAGAUGACGAUGCUCCAGUCCAUCACCAAGACAGUGAGGCUGAUCCAGGUGAUCUUCCUGCUGCAUCAAGAAAAAGAUCAAGAGAAGACGACGAGGAUGUCCAUUCUCAGGACAGCAAACAUUGCCGAUUGUGGAAAAAGAGAGAAAGAGAUGAGGAUGAAGACGGCGAUGAGGGAAGUCCUAAACGUUUCAGACUGAAGUGAUGCAAGCAAAGAGUGAUAGAACAGAGCGACCAGGAAGACGUAGAAAAAAAACACCUGGUUGCUUCAAAAUGAUAGAAAGGGAAAAAAGGAAAAAAACAAAAAAGAAUGCAGAUCAUUUUCUCUGCAAUCCCUUUCCAGUCAACCCAACCAGCUGAAGCAGACUGUCGGCCUCCCACUAAAAAAAUCACCUUUAUGAAAUUAUUCAAUCUGCAAAUUAAACAACAAAAUGAACAAAUAAAAGAAGCACAGAAAAGAUCAAAUUUGUAAAAAAAAACAAAAAAAAAC